AUGACUUCUCUGCAAAGCUCUUCUAUACAAAAAAUUAAGCUUUUGCUUCAGCUGGAAGAGGAAGAGGCCACUGACGAUUAUGCGCAAGGGGAAUUGCUGCUUGAGUUGCAUCGACGAAGUCGUAUCCGGCCUCGAAGUUGUUGGAUUCGGUCAUGGAUCUGCAGGAGGAAUGAGCAGGGCCAUUUCAACCAGCUGAUGAGGGAACUAGAAGCUGAAGACCAAGAAGCAUUCGCAAACUAUUUGAGAAUAAGUCCUGCAAUGUUCAGUGAGUUAGAACAAAGACUCCAUGGGAGACUGGAGAAGCAGGACACCUUCUUCAGGGAAGCUCUUUCACCUGCACUAAAGCUAGCCGUCACCCUUAGACACUUGGCCACUGGGGACAGUUACAAAACGCUCAUGUAUAGUUUCAGGGUAGCCGAUAACACAAUUUCACACAUAGUCCGUGAAGUGUGCUCUGCCAUCAUCGAGGAGUUCUCAGACGAGCUUGUUAGGUGCCCCACCAGUCCUCAAGAAUGGAAAACGGUUGCACAGGGCUUCGAAGAUCGGUGGAACGCUCCUCACACCAUUGGAGCCUUGGACGGCAAACAUAUUGCCAUCCGAUGUCCCGCUGAUAGUGGCUUCAUCUUUUACAACUACAAGGGCUUUUAUUCGCUAGUUAUUAUGGCCUUAGUUGAUGCCCAGUACAGGUUCCUGUGGAUCGAUGUGGGAGCUGAGGGAUCUACGUCGGAUAUGCGCAGCUUUUUAACUCUUGCGAACUAA
This is a messenger RNA of Lytechinus variegatus (green sea urchin), 759 nucleotides long. RefSeq names its product putative nuclease HARBI1. The transcript has a single exon. The record is from RefSeq and is a predicted model, not a curated record. Bases 1 to 759 code for a protein of 252 amino acids. Lineage: Eukaryota; Metazoa; Echinodermata; Echinoidea; Temnopleuroida; Toxopneustidae.